AUGACCACCCUCCACCCCUUCGACCCCAUCACCCCGGGCGAAAUCACCCUAGCCACCAAGAUCCUCGCCGCCGCCUUCCCCAAUGUCCCUCUCCGCUACAAGAAGAUCGACCUGCAGGAGCCCAUCAAGGCCGAGGUCGUCCCCUACAUCGAAGCCGAGCGUCUUGGCCAGCCCCUCCCCCGAAAACCCACCCGCCUCCUGCAAGUCCUCUUCCACCGCAUGGACACGGGCGCCUUUUUCAAGGGGUUGCUGAACGCCGAUACCAAGAGCGUUGUUUAUGCCAAGGAGCUGCCCAAGGAGAUUCAGGGGCCCGUCGACACCGACGAACUCAUCGAAAUCGAAGCCCUCUGCCUGGCCAACCCGGCCGUGAAGGCCGAAAUCGCCAAACUCCAGCUUCCCGCCGGAGUAACCGUCUGCAACGACCCCUGGAUCUACGGCUGUGAUGACGCCAACGAAUCCCGCCGGCUGUUCCAGUGCUACAUGUACAUCGUCGGCACGGACCACCCGCAGAACAACCACUACUCCGUGCCCUGCAAGUUCUCGCCCGUCUUUGAUGCAUUGACGCGCGAGCUCGUGCGCAUGGAUUACCUCCCAGCUACGAGUGACGCCAGUGUUGAGAGCGAGACGAAGCCGUGGAAGCCGGUUGAGACGAUCCAGUACGCGCAUGAGCUUCUUACUGAGAGUUUACGCACGGAUCUGAAGCCGUUGCUUGUGAGCCAGCCGCAGGGCCCGAGUUUCAGUGUCGCUGGGAACGAGGUGUACUGGCAGAAAUGGCGGUUCAGGGUGGGAUUCAACAGUCGGGAGGGGCUUGUUAUUCAUAAUAUCACGUAUGAUGGCCGGAGUGUGUUUUAUAGGUUGUCCAUGAGUGAGAUGACGGUUCCGUAUGGAGGUAUGCCACCACCCACCCAUCCAACCCUAUCAAUCCACCCCCAAGCGGAGGACAAUGUUAAUAGUGCAGACCCCCGCGCCCCCUUCCACCGCAAACAAGCCUUCGACGUCGGCGACGUCGGCUUCGGGAUAACCGCAAACCAACUCUCGCUCGGCUGCGACUGCCUCGGCCACAUUAAGUACUUCAACGGGUACCGCUGCGACAGCAAGGGCGCGCCAGUGCACCUACAGAACGUCAUCUGCCUACACGAACAAGACGCAGGCCUACAGCACAAACACACAAACUACCGCAGCGGCGCUGCGACCGCCGUCCGCAACCGCCAGCUCGUCGUGCAGAUGAUCUGCACCGUCAGCAACUACGAGUAUAUCUUCGCGUAUAUCUUCGACCAGGCAGCGAACAUCGAGCUCGAGGUCCGCGCGACGGGGAUCCUCAGCACGGUCCCGUUUGACAAUGAGACGCCUGGCACGACGGUGCCAUGGGGGACGAACGUCGGUCCGGGCGUCAUGGCCCCCUUCCACCAGCAUAUGUUCUCCUUCCGAAUCGACCCGGCGAUUGACGGGCACAAGAACACCGUUAUCUACCAGGACUCCGUGCCCAUGGCUGCUGAUGCCACGAACCCGUAUCUAGUGGGGUACACGACGAAGGAAGAGAUCAUUAGACGCUCGUCCUCGGCAAACACAAGCGUGGAAAACCACCGCGUCUUCAAAAUCCGCAACGACAACAUCAUCAACCCCAUCACCUACAAACCCGUCUCCUACAAGCUCCAAGCGUCCCCAGCCCAGAUGUUACUGGCCGAUCCCAAGUCCUACGGCCACAGCCGCGCCGUCUUCGCGACAAAGCCCAUCUGGGUCACGCGGUACCGCGACGACGAGCUGUUUGCCGCGGGGGAGUUCACGAAUCAGUCCAAGAACAGCACCGGCGUUGAGGGGUGGGUUGCGCGGAACGAGAACGUCGAGAAUGAGGAUUUGGUGCUCUGGCAUACGUUCGGGCUCACGCAUAACCCGCGCAUUGAGGAUUUUCCCGUUAUGCCGGUUGAGCGGGUGAGUGUUAUGUUGAAGCCGGAUGGGUUCUUUACCAAGAAUCCGGCGCUCGAUGUGCCGCAGUCUUCGCAAUCGUUCAACCAGUCGACGCUGCAUCCGCCGAAGGAGCAGGGUGCGGGGUGUUGUGCUAAGGGGGGUGUGAAGCUCUAA
Aspergillus mulundensis is the source of this 2079-nucleotide messenger RNA. RefSeq names its product Amine oxidase. Gene Ontology annotation, molecular function: primary methylamine oxidase activity; copper ion binding; quinone binding. The coding region runs from base 1 to 2079 and encodes 692 amino acids. Gene Ontology annotation, biological process: amine metabolic process. The record is from RefSeq and is a predicted model, not a curated record. Lineage: Eukaryota; Fungi; Ascomycota; Eurotiomycetes; Eurotiales; Aspergillaceae. The transcript is spliced from 2 exons.